AUCCCCCACUCGUCUGCAGCGUCUGACUGUAAGCAGCGCCACUUGGGCCCACUCAAACACAGCUCAAGCUCAGCUAGUCCGCACCGAGCCCACGGCAGAAGUCCACGCGAGAAAAAGACGAUUACACUAAUCCACAGCACGCACGGGAGGAAAAAACAACAACACUUGUUUUCUUCGACCGAGUGACGUUGAUUUGCAUAUCCACUUCCACUCCUUCCUCAUUUGCAUACUGCAAGAAAUGGCGAGCGGGCAUCCCACAGACAAAUUCAGUUUCAUGUAUCAACCAGACACGCACAAGAGCAAAAACAGGUUGUCUUCAGCCAUGAAUCCAGUCUACAGCCCUGUUCAGCCUGGAACCCCCUAUGGGAACCCCAAAAACAUGGCCUUCGCAGCAGGCUAUCCAGGGGGGUAUCCUACCACAGCACCCACAUAUACGCCAAACCUAUAUCAAACAGGAAGCCCUGGGUAUCCACCUGGAUAUACUGCAGCAGGCACCCCAUACAAAGUGCCACCUACUCAGUCAAAUGGAGCACCCCCUCCAUACACCCCGACCCCGACCCCAUACCCUACAGCUAUGUACCCUAUCCGCAGUGCCUACCCACAGCAGAACCUGUACACGCAGGGUGCAUAUUACACCCAACCGGUGUAUGCCGCUCAGCCACAUGUGAUCCAUCACACCACUGUGGUGCAACCAAACAGCAUCCCCUCCACAGCCCUCUACCCAGCCACCGUCCCUGUACCCACUCCUCGUAACAACGGCAUGGCCGCCAUGGGGAUGGUAGCCGGGACAACCAUGGCCAUGAGUGCAGGGACACUGCUGACAACUCCCCAGCACGCCCCUAUUGGAGCACACCCCGUUACUGUGCCCACUUACAGGCCCCAGGGAACACCUGGGUACAGUUACGUUCCACCUCACUGGUAGAGCCCACCAAUUUUUAUCUGGAGUCCGCCAUCAUAUGCAACUGCUCAAAUCUGACCCAGACUCUCGGUAACCAUGGGAACUCGGCACCAUGUCUGCAGAACAAAACUAAAGUGCAACAGCCACUUUAAUAUCAUUCUCUAACAUUUUUACAAAAGCUGCUUUUGUUUUAUUAUUAUUUUUUUUUUAUUUGUUCAUUUGCCAACCAGUCAUUACCAUAUUUUUGUUUUAUUAUAAACAACAUUUUUAGGACAUUUUCCUUCCCCUACUUUUUUUUUCUGAGCUUGUAUUGAAACUCCAGAAGGACACAGACCAAUCACAGUUGUUGUUCCUUUGUGUGUGUGUGUGUGGGUGGGUUGGUGUGUGGGUGGGUGGGUGUAUGUGGUCCUGCCUGCUGCUCAGUUGGCUGGAAAGUAUUGCGCACUUAUUCCUCAAGAUCAUUUGCCUCAGUCAUUUCAAAUACGAGACCUAUUGACUUAUGCUGCCAAAUUUCCUCACAGCUAGAUUAUCAGCACAGGGUUUAAAUACCCAAUUUUUCAAUUAGUUAUUUUUUAUUUGAUUUAUUUUUAUUUUUUAUUUUAUAUUAUAUUCCUUUGCCUUUUUUUCCAUUCAGUUGUCCUUUGUUUGUAUUUUGUUUCAGGUUUCCAUCAGCAGUUCCUUUUCACCAUUUUUCUCAUCAGCUUUGUUUCGCUUUCAGUCCAGCCUCACGUGUCUUCCAACACCUCGCUGUCUUGUGAGUCCGUCACUUGUCUGUAUGUCUCCACGUGCGUUGUAUACCACUAUCAGGAGUGUACAAGCAUCAUUUCUAGUGUACGCUUAAAAAAAUACGUCACCUACUUCAUGCCACAUACUAUGCAGGCAUGUUGUGACACUGUUGAUUAAGAGAUAGAGAGAGCAUUUUUUUGGUGACAUUUAUUUGUUCAUGCUGUUAGAUCAUUAAAUGUCAGUCAAUACAUACAGCAAAGGUUAAUAUAUUUACAAUAAUCGCAUAAACGGCGUGGGUGGUCGCUCGCACAGUCACUAACUCGGCCUCCUGUGUUGGGGAAAAACACGACCGCCUUGUGGCACUUAAUGUACAGUACUGCGGGUUGUUAUGCUACUGAUCAACAAGAAAAUCCAAGGCGGACAAAGGGAGUUUAAAGGAAUUGUGUUAGAAGGUGGCCAUUCACAGUGCGAGACAUUUUGGGUUUGUGGAAUCUAACCUGCAAGGGGAUGCAUUCACCUAGCUCUUUUGCACCAGAAGUGUAUAUUUUGUCACAAACUGUGUUGUCUCAUUCCCUCACCCAAAUGAGGACCAAUAACCAAAUACCCAACAAUUGCAAAACCAUACUCAGACCAUUUAAUAACAUCUACUGAUUUUACAUUUUGGUCUUAAAAACAACAAAUCUACCACAGAAAGCUACUAUAGCAUCAGGGAGCAAGAGCCAAAUCAGGUUGGGGGAAAAAAAACAAAAAAAAACACGAUUUUAAACAAGUUCAACUUAAAGGGGUUAUAAAAAAAAAAAGUGGCAGACAUCCAUCUGCUUUAAGUACUUUUCUUAAAAAGAUUCGUACAUUCACUGUUGCCAGUGCUAAUCUCUGCAAGAGCAUCGGACUUGCACAUACUGUAUACCUAAGUCCAAAAUAGUUCAUAUUGUGUAACCACAAAAUGCAGCCUAUGUAUGAAUAUUUUGGGGGUCAUUUGUCUUUUACUAAAAGGACGUUGUAAUCUAACCUUUAAAAUGUAAUAUCAUGUUGCUGUUGAGUGACGAGUAUGUACAUUACCUGCACACAAAAAAAAACUUGUUUUAAAACAAACAAAAAAAAGAUUUCAUAAAAUUAAAAAAUAACCACUUUGGAGAUAGUCUGCAGGUUUUUCAUUAGACUGAAAAUUGCACUUUUGUCAAAAAACUCUUUGGUUAUUGGUUCUCAGCUUGCGGAAAGGCAGGUGGAAGGUGUAAAAAUUAGGUCCGCGGCAUUUCAGGAUUCACAGAAAAAAAUGUAAUAGAUUAAUAGGUUAACUUUUAGAGAAAUGUUGUAUUAAAGAGCAUUUACAGCAAAGGUAUGUAGAGGCUUGAUACUGCAAUAAAAUAAGAGGGAAUGCCUCAUAAUUGUUAACAUAGUGUGAUUCUGUAAUCAGCUUUUUGAAUUGAUUUUGGGGGGAAAUCCUUGCCUUUUCCAAAACGUUUGUAGGCUUUAUAUGCAGCCUCAAUAUCGACCAUUAACAAUAAUAAGAGAACAUAUCAACAAUUUGAGUAUUGAAUAACUUCGUGAGGAACUAUUGCACAAAAUUGAAAAACUAAAUAAAAUAGUACUAUAAUGCUAAGUAACCAGGUACCUAUAAGCUUUUUACUGCAAGAGUGUGAUAGACACCAUUUAUAUUGUAAUUAAAAUAAAACCAAGUUGAGUGAGGUAUUCGUAUUCCACAAACAUUGGUACACUAGAGCGUUAAUUCUUAAGACAAAUUGCAAUAAGCUGCUGUCGGUUAAAAGCCUAUGUUUUUUUUUUUUUUUUUUUUUAAAUUGGCCCUUGUAAUUUAGGUGUUUGAAUAAUAAGCAAGCAAAACAAUAACAUUUUAAUCCAGCAGGGGAAAAAAAAAUUUAUUUGGUGAUUGUUUUGUUUUUUUUGGCAACAGAAGUUAUGUUAUUUGUCUCAAGGAUUUUAUUUAACCUAUAGUAUUUCUUCACUUGUUCACUCUGGUCUAUUCCGCAUAAUGGGUAUGCAUAAUAUUCAGGUGUCUAACUAUAGCAUCGGAAGUUUAAAAAAAAAAUGCAGUAUAUUCAUACAGCAAGUGGUACAGUAAUGUAUUUCUAGCUAAGCAUGGUCGCAUCCGUGUGGCAGCUAUUGUUUGUGCUUUUGAUAUUUUAUUUGAGCUCCUCUUCAAUAUAUUGUCCUCCACAUACAGUAUCUGACUAAGUAGAAGGAGACGUCGGGGUGUUUAAAUGAGGCUGUGAUUCUUGCGGUGAGGGUUAACUCAUCUGCAACAUAGUUGAAAACCUCCGUGUUGCUUCUUUUUAUUUUCACACCUUGACUGAGUCGAGGACGAUUGACAGACCUGAGGUGGAUAAGCACGAUGGUUUGACAGGCCGACAACUCUUUCUUCAGCCUCCACGCCCUUUGUGCCAUACGUCACUGUUGUUCAGUAACUUUUUCUUAUCCUAAGUAUCUGGUGAACUCUUGUUAAGUCUUGCUUCCUGUGAAUCUUGUUUUCUUAUGACUGUCCUCUUUUCCCACACUGUUGUUGUGUAUUGCCUGUCGAAGUUUUAACCUGUCUUGCUGUUUUUCUUACGGUUUGUCCUAAUUUUUAGUUUUACUUUUUUAUGCCACAACUCCAGUGGCCUUUUCUUUCCUCCUCUAAAUAACAUAAUAAUAAACCUUCUGCUCUCUUGCAUAACAGGAGAGCAAAAUAUUGCCACAUCCCUACCAUGACCACUUUCCUUUCAUUCCAACCCUCACCUCUCAAAUCGUCACCAUAAUAGAUAAAAAUGCUCACUUAUCGAUUAUUAGGGCCACACUGAAAAGGAAAAGAGUUCCACAAAUAGUCUUAACUUGUGAGUGGGGAAAAAGCUGAAUACAGAUAGAUAUUACAAAAAGAAAAUUUGUAAUUUUACAGGAAUAGUCAUGACAAAACAGUUUGAAUUUUAUGAGAAUAAAAUGGUAAUUAGAGGGGAUAAGAUUAUAAUCACAUUCUUCUCAUAACUUGGCAACUUUUUUUUCCCCAGUGUGGCACUUAUACUUUAGACUAAAUCCACCAAGAUUUGGUAUUUUUUAAAGAUACCGAUACACAUCCAAGCAAAUGAGAACAGCGGGUGUCGCCAGUGACAAUGCUAACAAUUGAUGAACAGUAGUUACAUGACUGACUUUUUUUAUUGGCCUUGUUGCCAUUAUAUAAAAAGUUGAAGAAAAAAUACAUAGUGGUGCUUACACAUUUCCACUUUAAAUGUGUAAGCUAGAGAGGCAGAUCUGCUCUGCUGUUUUACAUCAUUACCCAAAACAAUUAGCUCAAAGCAGUUGUUUUCCAUGGUGGGGCUUCCUCAUUAGAUUCCAUUCCUUGCCUCUCGAUGAUUUCAAUUUGCACUUAAAUUAGAAAUGGACAUUUAAACACUUAAGAUGUGUUUAGGGGGUAAUGUAGUUGUACUUUGCUUUUUUUAUUCUGUCCUUAGCAUUGUAUGGAAAAAGUUUACUGGUCUAUUUUCCAUGUUUUUUUUUUGUUUGUUUUUUUUCACUUUGACAGUGAAAAGUGCGACCAAACCAUUCAGAGAACCUCUUUCCAUUUUCACCACUCCUUCCUCCUUUCAUUUUUUUUGCCUUGCAGUUGCUAAGUCUUAUUUUAUUCUUAAAUACAAAUUAAAACACUAGUAUCACAGUGAAUAGUGUCUUGGAUGUUCUGCUGCAGCGUUUUAAUUUCAAAUUGUCAACAAUAACUUAUCAGUUCAAUUUGACACUAAAUGUGAUGCAAAAAGUGGAAAUUCCAUGUCUUCCAAAAAAGAGAAAGAAAGAAAGCAUACUUGCAUCCAUCCCUCUCAGAUCAAGUAUUAGGAACAAACCAACUUUUGGAAGUUUUAGUAUGGUACCCAGUUUGCACAUGCUAUGGUAUUUACCGUAAGGUUGUGUUUGGAAUCUGAAGCCCAACGUCUGUUAAGCGUUGAGAGAAGUGAAUUGUUUGUUAGCUAUUUGGUCCAGAGUGAAGGACCCGCGUCAGGCUUGUGAUAUGAAGUGUAAAUCUGUUUUGUUUUUUUUAUUUUGUUUUUUAUGUUGGUUAUUUUUUUGUAAGAUCAGUUAGUGAUCUUAGUACUAUAACUAAGCCAAGUUUGUAAUUGUAUAUUUACUGUAAAAUGUAGAACAUUGAAUAACUAUUAAAAUUUUCCUAUAAAAGGAA
Messenger RNA from Phycodurus eques (leafy seadragon), 5777 nucleotides. RefSeq names its product family with sequence similarity 168 member A (gene fam168a). The record is from RefSeq and is a predicted model, not a curated record. The transcript has 8 exons. Gene Ontology annotation, biological process: positive regulation of base-excision repair. Bases 239 to 922 code for a protein of 227 amino acids. Lineage: Eukaryota; Metazoa; Chordata; Actinopteri; Syngnathiformes; Syngnathidae.